AGCUUUUCUUUAGAAGUGGAGACUCUCCAAACUGACAGGACUACACAACAGACCCAGGAGAGACAACACACAGUUCUGGGAUUACUUCUUGAGGAAUAUUCUAAUCGAAAACACUAACUUCACACAGUAUUUGGCUAUCAUUUUCUUCUGUUUUACAGUUUUCACCAGGGUUUGUACAACACAGGACUAUUUUGAAAUCAUAACAAUUCCUUUCACAAUAGUCCCACAGGCGUUGUGAGUCUGGCAAGCAGAGGCUACUUUCACACAAGCUUCGAACUAUCUUUAUAGUAUCAUCAGUUGUUUUUGGACUUUUUGGGCUGUGGACUGUCCAAUUCACCGUCUUGAGUCACUCUGACUGCCUGGACCAUUUUACGUUUUUAUAAACAGUUUUUGGAGACUAUUCUACCCUAGGACUACCCUACCUCUCAUUGCCAUGGCGAACAGCUGUCUCCAGCUCAGCGGUUUUGUGAUGAGUUGUAUCGGCUGGGUCGGGAUCCUUAUCGCCACGGCCACCAACGACUGGGUAGUGACAUGUAAAUACGGCAUGAACACCUGCAAGAAGAUGGACGAGUUAGGAGCCAAGGGCCUGUGGGCUGAAUGUGUCAUUUCAACCGCCCUCUAUCACUGUAUAUCACUGACACAGAUAUUGGACCUACCGGCAUACAUCCAGACGUCGAGGGCGUUGAUGAUAACUGGAUCCCUCCUGGGGCUGCCUGCAGUGGGGAUGGUCCUAACAGCCACGCCCUGCAUCUCUCUGGGUGAUGAGCCUCAGUCAGCCAAGAACAAACGAUCCCUACUUGGGGGAGUUCUCAUACUGCUAGUGGCUCUGUGUGGGGGGGUGUCCACAGUAUGGUUUCCUAUCGGAGCUCACCAGGACCAGGGACUCAUGUCGUUUGGGUUCAGCCUGUACGCUGGCUGGGUGGGCACGGCCUUCUGUCUCCUGGGAGGGGCCAUGAUCACCUGCUGUUCUACUGAACCGUCCCAACACUACAAUCACCAUGACAACGACAGGUUCUACUACUCCAAAGGACAGGGGCCUGGCAACCCUGUUCCACCCUCCACUAACCACGCCAAGAGUGCCCAUGUUUAGACACACAUGAAGUACAUACAUGCACACACACACACGCACACACACACACACACACACACACACAGACACACACCAGUGUUGUGUAACGCAGAGCGACGUCUAACCUGGUGCCUGAAGAGAAACCAAGGGGUCCUGAUCGGGACAAGCCUGCUCUGACGAAGGACUUAUUUUCAUCUCUUUGUUAUACAAUGAAGGCUAGGGAUAGGGUUCUUUGUUUUACAAUGAAGGCUAAGGUUAGGGUUCUUUAUUUGACAAUGAAGACUAAGGUUAAGGUUAGGGUCCUUUGUUUUACAAUGAAGGCCAAGGUUAGGGUUCUUUAUUUUACAAUGAAGACUAAGGUUAGGGUUAGGGUUCUUUAUUUUACAAUGGCUAGGGUUAGGGUUCUUUAUUUUACAAUGAAGGCUAAGGUUAGGGUUCUUUAUUUUACAAUGAAGGCCAAGGUUAGGGUUCUUUAUUUUACAAUGAAGACUAAGGUUAGGGUUAGGGUUCUUUAUUUUACAAUGGCUAGGGUUAGGGUUCUUUAUUUUACAAUGAAGGCUAAGGUUAGGGUUCUUUAUUUUACAAUGAAGGCUAGGGUUAGGGUUCUUUGUUUUACAAUGAAGGCUAAGGUUAGGGUUCUUUGUUUUACAAUGUAGGCUAGGGUUAGGGUUCUUUAUUUUACAAUGAAGGCUAGGGUUAUGGUUCUUUGUUUUACAAUGAAGGCUAAGGUUAGGGUUCUUUGUUUUACAAUGAAGGCUAAGGUUAGGGUUCUUUGUUUUACUGUGAAGGAUAACUGUGGAUGGAAAGUACUGUGCACCUGUCAGUGCAUUUUAUAGAAAAUAUAGUGUACCUUUUUUAAUAAAGACUGUCUUGAUUUGUAGUUUUUUGAUAAA
Messenger RNA from Oncorhynchus nerka (sockeye salmon), 1962 nucleotides. RefSeq names its product claudin-11-like. Lineage: Eukaryota; Metazoa; Chordata; Actinopteri; Salmoniformes; Salmonidae. Gene Ontology annotation, cellular component: bicellular tight junction; plasma membrane. Gene Ontology annotation, biological process: bicellular tight junction assembly; cell adhesion. Bases 434 to 1090 code for a protein of 218 amino acids. The record is from RefSeq and is a predicted model, not a curated record. Gene Ontology annotation, molecular function: structural molecule activity. The transcript is spliced from 3 exons.